Messenger RNA from Bubalus bubalis (water buffalo), 1103 nucleotides. It is a transcript of the gene IFT27, whose product is annotated as intraflagellar transport 27. The transcript has 7 exons. The coding region runs from base 407 to 967 and encodes 186 amino acids. Gene Ontology annotation, cellular component: Golgi apparatus. Gene Ontology annotation, biological process: intraciliary transport. Gene Ontology annotation, molecular function: GTP binding; GTPase activity. The record is from RefSeq and is a predicted model, not a curated record. NCBI's taxonomy places the organism in Eukaryota, Metazoa, Chordata, Mammalia, Artiodactyla, Bovidae.
GGAGAGGGGGAAUGAGGAGGCGGGGCAGGCGGGCGGUGGUUGCCCGGAGAUCACAGCCACAGUGGGGCUGGGGGCCGGAGGCCGGAGGAUUUCUGGGUCACUGUUCCCGAACCACACUGCAGGGGGCUGGACUGGGUUCGGGAGCCGCAUCGCCUCCCUGGCACCUUCCCGGUUGCCUUCUGAAGAACUUGACCCCUUCUGGCGCUCCUCCGCGCCACACCGGGACCCUAGCGCCAGAUACCGCCCCACCGGCUGCCCGAAGGGUCCAGGCCCCAUUGUCCCGGUCCCCACCGUGACCACUGGCCCCUUGAGCGCCAGUUCUCCAUACUCCCCUUCCCAGGCAGGGCCACCAACGCCUCCAGCAGCCGCUCUUCUCUUGUCUGGUCCGUGGAGGUGGUUGGUUACCAUGGUGAAGCUCGCAGCCAAAUGCAUCCUGGCAGGAGACCCCACCGUGGGCAAGACCGCCCUGGCACAGCUCUUCCGCAGCGACGGGGCCCAUUUCCAGAAGAACUACACCCUGACAACAGGGGUGGAUCUGGUGGUGAAGACAGUGCCAGUCCCUGACACGGGGGACAGUGUGGAACUCUUCAUUUUUGACUCGGCCGGCAAAGAGCUGUUUUCUGAAAUGCUGGAUAAAUUGUGGGAGAGUCCCAAUGUCUUGUGUCUUGUCUACGACGUGACCAACGAGCAGUCCUUCACCAACUGCAGCAAGUGGCUGGAGAAGGCUCGGUCUCAGAUUCCAGGGACCACCCUCCCAGGUGUGCUGGUGGGGAACAAGACAGACCUGGCUGGCAGGCGAGUAGUGGAUGUGGCCCAGGCCCAGGCGUGGGCACUGGGCCAAGGCCUGGAAUGUUUUGAAACAUCCGUGAAGGAGAUGGAAAACUAUGAAGCCCCCUUCCACUACCUGGCCAAACAGUUUCACCACCUGUACCGGGAGAAGCUGGAGGUUUUCCAGGCGCUGGUGUGAGAGGCUGGCCAGACCGUUCCCUGCGAUGGAACCCGGCCCUGGGCUCUGUCUCCUCGGAAGAUGGGAGAAGAUGGAGCUGCCUGGCACUUCCAGUCUAUUGUGACAGCUUUAAAUAAAAGGAGAAAAUGGAGAAGCA